ACUCCAAACCUAGAGGGGUCUUUUGAUGUUAAUCCUUAAUAAAAUCACAAAUUCCAAAUAUACGGACACAAUGUGAAGUGAAAUGCGAAGAGACAGGGGAGAGAGAAUGUGAUGGCAAACCCUCGAAGGAACAGCCAGAGCUUAGAGAACCCAUUCCACAGCCAAAGCAUCCAAUUCUCCUCAGCACUAGUCCACUUUCUGAAGAAGCCGCAUGCCUUCCCUUUUCUGCUCUCCAUCUUCCUUUUGCUCACAUGGGUCUCUCUCAGACUCCAACACUCCUCCUACCUCUCCUCUGCUCCUUCCCAUAUUUCUAAAGACAAAGACAAUCGCCUCCCCCAUAAAAAAUGGAGCCAAUUGAGUGAUUCCAGCGCCAAUCUCAUUAGGUUCAGCUCUGGGUUUCCUUCUCGGAUUGCAAAAGACAAGAGGGGAUGGCUGCUCGACCCCAUCUCCCUUGCCCUUGAUUCUGGCAUUUCAGGUGGAGCUGUAAGCUGUGUUUCAAUUCAUCUUGGAGAAAUCCAACCUGGUGGUUUGAGGGGAAAUCACAGGCACCAUACUUGUAAUGAAACAUUUGUCAUAUGGGGUGCUGAAACCAAGUUUAGGCUGGAGAACCACCAGGUGGAUGGCAGUGGUUAUGCUGAAGUGACCAUUGGUGCAGAUGAGGUUGCUGUUGCAGGUAGCCCAAGCGGAACUGCCCAUGCUUUAAUAAAUAUAGAUCCAGUACGGAGUUCAUACUUUAUAGGAUGCCAAGACAGCAUCAUAAAUUAUAACAGCUCAAGUACAGAUUUUAAUGUCUGGAAAAAUCUGUGAGUAAUUUUUUUAUAUUAGUCCAUCCAAGCGACUUAUUCAGUAACUUGGAGUCUAACAUGAAAAAUCGUUGUCUUUCUCUCUCUCCUAGCUUGCAAUUUACAAGACUAGGGCAUUGGCAGAGUACAUAUAGACUAUCUAACAAGAGUUUCUUAGCUUCUAUGUAUAUAUGUGUUUUCUUUUUUAGCAUGUGAUUGGCAGUGCUGGGGCAUUGCAAGAUUACAAAUAGACUAUGGAACAUAUUUUCUUAGGCAUUUUGAAUACGUGUACUGUUUCGUCCGUA
Prunus avium (sweet cherry) is the source of this 1087-nucleotide messenger RNA. Its product is annotated as RmlC-type cupin. Gene Ontology annotation, cellular component: endosome; trans-Golgi network. Lineage: Eukaryota; Viridiplantae; Streptophyta; Magnoliopsida; Rosales; Rosaceae. The record is from RefSeq and is a predicted model, not a curated record.